AUGGCAGAGGAUAGGAAUGGGGAUCGAAGUGAAGAGAGUGAUUACACAUCAGAAGAUGAGGGAACAGAGGAUUAUAGGAGAGGAGGGUACCAUGCUGUGAGAAUUGGUGAUACAUUCAAGAAUGGAAGGUAUGUGGUGCAAAGCAAGCUUGGUUGGGGUCAUUUCUCUACUGUUUGGCUCGCUUGGGACUCCCAAAGAUCGCGUUAUGUAGCUUUGAAAGUUCAAAAAAGCGCUCAACACUACACUGAGGCAGCCCUGGAUGAGAUAAAGAUCCUCAAACAGAUUGCCGAGGAAGACCCUGAUGAUAAAAAGUGUGUUGUCAAGCUUUUGGAUCAUUUUAAGCAUUCAGGGCCUAAUGGACAGCACGUUUGUAUGGUUUUUGAGUACUUGGGAGAUAACCUUUUGACCCUUAUUAAGUAUAGUGAUUACCGAGGGGUUCCUUUACACAUGGUCAAAGAGAUAUGCUUUCAUAUAUUAGUGGGUUUGGAUUACUUGCAUCGCCGACUUUCAAUUAUCCACACUGAUUUGAAGCCAGAGAACGUUCUGCUUCUGUCAAUGAUUGAUCCAUCAAAAGAUCCUAGGAAAUCGGGUGCUUCUCUUAUCCUUCCAACCAGCAAGAACAAAAUUGUGGCUGAAUCUAGUUCUUCAAAAGAAAUUAAGAGUUCAAAUGGGGAUUUGACAAGGAAUCAGAAAAAGAAAAUUCGAAAGAAGGCUAAGAAGGCAGCUCAGAGUUGUGCACAGAAAGAAGCUUCUUCGGAAAAUGAUGCUAAUCCUGAAGAUUCCAAUGUUGAUGCGAAAUCAAAUGAAGAUCCUGUCGAGGAACAAUCAAAUGGUUCUGUGAUUAAAGAUGAUUCAGCAAACAGUGAUGGACCGAAGGAUGCUUGCCAAGCAAAACGAGGUAGAAGGGGGAGCCGCUCCACAAGGCAAAAGCUAUUGGCAGCUGCUGAUCUCAACUGCAAAUUGGUUGAUUUUGGAAAUGCUUGUUGGACAUACAAACAGUUUACGAGUGAUAUUCAGACAAGACAGUAUAGGUGUCCGGAAGUUCUUCUUGGAUCAAAAUACUCAACACCAGCAGAUUUAUGGUCCUUCGCUUGCAUUUGUUUUGAGCUUGCGACUGGCGAUGUCCUUUUUGAUCCUCACAGUGGUGACAACUAUGACAGAGAUGAGGUUAUACUUACAGGAUCACUUGGCAUUGAUGAUGGAACUUCUUGGCACGAUGCCGCGCAAGGUGGUCGCUAUUCUCGGGAUUUCUUCAAUAGAUAUGGAGAUUUGAGGCAUAUUCGUAGGUUGCGUUUUUGGCCUCCUACUAAAGUGCUUAUGGAGAAGUAUGAUUUCAGUGAGCAAGAUGCUAAUGACAUGACUGACUUCCUUGUUCCCCUACUUGAUUUUGUACCUGAAAAGAGACCGACAGCAGCUCAAUGCCUAAGUCAUCCAUGGAUCACUGGUGGUCCUCGUCUGCUUGAGCCCUCCAUGCCGAGUGUUAAGCUAGAGGUGAAAGAUGGGAAUAUAUCUGAACUCAAGGAGGAGAAGGAUGGGAGGGAGGCUAUGGAAGCUGGAGUAGGAAAGAUAGUUAUUGAUGGAGUUUCAAAAAAAUCCAAAGAACUGCAACCUAUGGAAAACCCUUUGAAAGAGACAUGA
This is a messenger RNA of Dovyalis caffra, 1638 nucleotides long. The record is from the annotation of a GenBank genome assembly. NCBI's taxonomy places the organism in Eukaryota, Viridiplantae, Streptophyta, Magnoliopsida, Malpighiales, Salicaceae.